CUAUGCACCCACAAUGCUCUUCCAGUCCCAUGUCUGUACAGCCAGACUCCUGCAGCAUACUUAUUGAAAAUGACACUUUAUAUAUACCACCUCAAUAUCCUAAUUUUGAGUGGCGACCUCCUCCAGCACCUCACCCAUUCACUAGCCUAGACACAAUUGCACCUGUAUUUGCUGAAAGCAUACAGAAAGUGACUGAAGCUAGUCUACGGUUAUGGCAAGAGACUGUCUGGAGUGUAAAGAAGUAUUUUUCUGGUACUGAACCAGUACCCAAAGGGGAAGAAGUGUUUACUGACUGGAUAGAGUACAUCCGCCCAUUGUUAGAGGAAUGGGAGGGAACUGAUAAAAUGAAGCAACGCAGACUAAUGGAGCUAGUAAGACCCCCUGCUUUGAUUUUCUUACAAGCCCAUAAGACUAAACAGCCUGAUUGUACUGUUCAAGAUUUAUUACAAGCUUUGAUAACUCGCUAUGAGAAAUAUGAGGAUCUUCAACAACGUCUUGCUAAGUUUCAAGCUAUGCGACAACUUAAAGGUGAGAGAGCAUCUGUCUUCAUUAGCAGAGUGUCUAACGAACUGAAUUACCUCAUAUUCAAAAAGAUAAUUUCUGCAACUCAGGAAGUGUCUCAACUUCACAGGCAAGUAAAGUGGGGAUCAGACCCCCAUCACCCUGUCAAUCUUGCUGUGCAAGCUUACAUGAGAUACAACCCAGAUGCUGUAACAGGGGAUCUCUUAAGAACUGCAGAGGAGGAAGAAGCCAGAAUAGACUUCUAUUAUGCAUCUUCUACCCAAGAUUCAGAUUUAAAUCAGAAAGAGAACCCUUCAAAAGCUCCAUCCCAGACUGCUCCACAGCCUGCAAAGAGCCAGCCAGCUGGAGCACCAUUAUUUCCUAAAUUCCAGAAAUUUUUCUGCGAGUAUUGUCGAAAACAAGGCCAUGACAUCACUAAAUGCCCUCGUAAGGUACAAGCUACUCCUGUGCAAAGCCAAGCUGGAGAAUGUAACUCAAUCAGACAUAAGAAACGGAAGCCUAACCACCCAAAACCACUUGUUGGGGUAGGGCGGAAGUGCAUCUUCCAUCUGACUGUGAAUGAUGUUCCGACUACUGCAUUAUUUGACACUGGAUCACAGAUAACCAUCAUUGGUCGUCCUUUCUACCAGAAACAUUUAUCCCACCUACCCUUGACUCCAGCUGAUGACAUAGAGGUAGUAGGUGUGGGUGCCAAAUCUGCUUGUAUGGAUGGAAAAGUGGAAGUUGAUCUCCGAAUUCCUGGGAUAACUUCUGAAGAUGAACCACCUCUCAAAGUGGUUGCUUAUAUUUGUCCUCCUGCUGCUCAUAGGACAUCUGCACCACUCAUCGUGGGAUCUAAUGUGAAAGCAGUUGAAGAUGCUUUUCUAAAGUUUCUGCAAUUACAAGGCACCACUGAUGUUUCUUCCUUCCCUGUGUCAGCAGCAGUAAAGAGACUGUGUCAAGCCUUUGUACCCGAAUUUUGUCAGGGCCCUGUGUACAGACUAAACGGGCCUGCUAUGGAAAUUCCAGCUGGGCAAGCACGACUGAUAAAGGUUACCAGAUCUCUGCCUAUGGAAUGUGACACCCAAAGCUAUUUUCUUCUGGAAACUCCACCUGAACAAGUGGCAAAGCAUGGUUGGGAACUAAUUCCAGAAAGAAAAGAUUGGCGAGAGGGGAUGCCCGAGUUUGAUUGGGUUGUUCUGCAAAAUCACAACCCUUGGCCUAUUACAGUAAACGAAUUUGAUGAAGUUGGAGUGUGUUACUCGGUUCAGGAAGUUACAUCUGAAUCAGAAGUAUGUUCUGCACAUAUUGAACCAAAAGAUGCACCUCUUAAUUUUGAUUUUGGGGACUCUCCCAUGCCGAAAGAAGCCAAAGAACUGCUAAUUAAGGAGCUGAACUUCAGAAAAGAUGUGUUCUCCACUGAUGACAUGGAUGUUGGAUGUGCCAAGAGUGCCUGUCAUACCAUUCGCUUAGCAGAUUCUAAACCUUUCAGGGAGAGAUCUAGGAAGCUGCCACCCCGAGACAUUGAAGAUGUGCGUACAUGUCUGAAGAAGAUGAAAGAUCAGAAUAUAAUCACAGAUUCCAGAAGUCCUUAUGCUUCCCCUAUUGUGGUGGUUCGGAAAAAGGAUGGAUCUGUUCGUCUGUGUGUCGACUACCGUACAUUAAAUCGGAGAACCAUACCUGACCAAUACACUUUGCCCAGGAUUGAAGAUUCCUUGGAAGCUUUAAGUGGCAGUAAGUGGUUUACAGUGAUGGAUCUUAGAUCUGGAUACUAUCAAGUACCCAUGUCCCCUGAGGAUCAAGAGAAAACUGCCUUCAUUUGUCCUCUGGGAUUUUACCAAUUUACCCGAAUGCCUCAAGGUAUUUGCGGGGCCCCCGCCACAUUCCAGAGACUUAUGGAAAAAGUAUUGGGAGAUCUAUGCCCCCGAGAGUGUCUUGUAUACCUUGAUGACAUCAUUGUGUUCGGAAGUACUCUAGAAGAGCACCAUGAAAGACUCAUUCGUGUGAUUGACAGACUUCAAGAAGAAGGUCUAAAGUUGUCUAUUGACAAAUGCAAAUUUGGCCGUACCUCAGUACACUAUGUGGGACAUAUUGUGUCUGCUGAAGGCGUAUCCACUGAUCCUGCUAAAAUAGAAGCAGUGGUGAAUUGGCCACAACCAAACAACCUCACAGAGCUUAGGUCAUUCCUAGGGUUUUGUGGCUAUUACAGAAGAUUUGUGGAGGGAUAUUCUAAGUUGGCAAAACCCUUACAUGCCUUACUGACCCUCACCUCAACUGAUGAAAAGGCUGCCAAAAGUUCCAAAUUACCCUUUGGGGAUAAGUGGACUGAUGCCUGUACUGAAGCCUUUGCUGCUUUGAAGAAAUGUCUCACAGAAGCUCCUGUGUUGGCUUAUGCAGAUCCUACAAAGCCCUAUAUCCUCCAUGUGGAUGCCAGCUAUGAUGGCUUGGGAGGAGUUCUUCAUCAAGAGUACCCCGGAGGAUUGCGUCCAGUGGCAUAUAUCAGCCGAAGUUUGACUCCAAGUGAGAAAAACUAUCCAGUGCACAAGUUAGAGUUUCUGGCACUUAAGUGGGCCAUUGUUGACAAACUUCAUGGAUACCUGUAUGGAGUACCAUUUGAAGUAAGAACUGAUAACAACCCUCUAACAUAUGUUCACACCACAGCCAAACUAGAUGCCACAGGCCACAGAUGGUUAGCAGCCUUAUCCAACUAUCAGUUCACACUUAAGUAUAAACCAGGUCCCAAGAAUGUAGAAGCCGAUGCCCUAUCUAGAAGACCUGGCCUACCUGCUACUUCUGAGAAUGAAGAGUGGAAAGAAAUUACACACUCAGGAGUAAAUGCCUUUUGCCUAGCUUCUGCUGUAAACAGAAGGAAACUCAACUUCUCAGACUUAAGAUUAGUGGAUUCACUGGGUGCCAGACCCAAUUGUGUUCCGGAUGCUUUCAGCUGCCCUGCAAUGCUAGGGAUUGAUCAGUUGCACCCUUUGAAGAAAAAGGAUUUGAUCAGAGCCCAGCAAGCUGACCCUAUCAUUGGACCCCUGAGGAAAGCUGUCCUGCAAAAAGACCAGGAGUACCUUAAGAAGUCUCUGCCUUCUGAUAGCACUAUCCUUUUGAGAGAAUGGGAGAAGUUUCAGAUAGACAAUGGACUCCUGUAUAGGGUACUACUAUACCAUGAUCAUCCUGAUCGACGUCAAUUAGUUCUUCCCAAGAGGUAUAGGCAGUUUGUGCUCAGAAAACUGCAUGACAAACAUGGCCAUUUAGGUAUCGAGAAAACCUAUGGCUUGAUUCAAGAUAGGUUCUACUGGCCUAAAAUGAGAGAAACUGUUACUGAUUAUUGCAGAAGAUGUCUGAGAUGUUUGCAAAGAAAGACAUUGCCCAUAAAAGCUGCACCUCUGGAGCACCUGAAAAGUUCAGGGCCCUUAGACCUUGUCUGCAUGGACUUUCUCUGCAUUGAUCCUGAUACUAAAGGUGUUGGAAACAUUCUGGUAGUCACUGAUCAUUAUACUCGCUAUGCUCAAGCAUUUCCUACCAAGGAUCAGAAAGCUGCCACUGUUGCUAAAGUCCUUUGGGAAAAGUUCUUUAUCCACUAUGGAUUUCCUGUCCGUCUGCACUCAGAUCAAGGACGUGAUUUUGAGAGUAAAUUGAUUAAAGAGCUUCUGCAGCUACUCAAUAUUAGCAAAAGCAGAACUACACCAUAUCAUCCUCAAGGAGAUGCACAACCAGAAAGAUUCAACCGCACCUUGCUAAAUAUGCUUGGUACACUUCCUGUUAAAGAAAAAAAAUUCUGGAGUCGCCAUGUUAGUACCAUGGUUCAUGCUUACAACUGCACUCGUCAUGAGACUACUGGAUAUUCUCCCUACUUCCUCAUGUUUGGCAGAGAAGCACGACUACCAAUAGAUCUUUACUUUGGAGUGUCAGUAGAUGGUAUGGACAGUAUCAAUCACUCUCAGUAUGUUGCUAAAUUAAAGGAAGACUUGUCUAGAGCCUAUCGCCUUGCUGAGGAUAAUGCUUCCAAAACUAAUCAAGGCAACAAGAGAAGAUAUGAUGCCAAAGUACGCCACAAUGAACUUGUUCCUGGAGAUAGAGUGUUACUGAGAAACCUAGGAAACCAGGCUCAGCAUAAACUAGCUGAUCGUUGGCGUACAGACUUUUAUGUUAUAGUUGAUAAACUGCCUGGUAUCCCUGUCUACCGCAUCAAAGGUCCAAGGGGGUAUCUAAAAGCCUGGCACAGAAAUCAUCUCUUACCCAUACCUCAGGUAUCUGACUCAGAGACUGAAAAUCAAACAGACUCUACUGUUAGUGAUGAUCCCUCUGAUGCUGAGAAUUCACAAAAUGACUUUGAUGUUUCAGUAGAUUCACCUGCAGCAAUUCAUGCCGAUGAUGAUGAACAGCCAACAGUUGCACCUACUAACUCACAUGAUGACCAACCUCCAUCUGCAAGGACUUUGAGCCCAGACACCCCAGACUUUGUUCCUGCUACCCAUUCUGGACUGAAUCAAACUCAAAAUUCAGUAAACCCAGCCUCAGGACUGCCUGCUAGGGAUGUGCGGAGGGGAGGAAGGAUAAGGAGGCCUCCUAGUGCCCUCACCUAUGAUUCUCUAGGAGUACCUAGCUAUACUUCUCAACCUUUUGUUGGAUAUGCUGUACCUUAUCAAAAUGCUUUGAAUGUGCCUUGUGUUACUGAUGUUCAAUCUUUGCUAAGAGAAAUGCACCAAAUGAUGAGUAGAUUAUCUUCUAUGAUGUCUGUUGCAUACUACUAAUUUAAUUUCUCUUACAGCAACCAUUGUGACUUGAUAGAUCUCAG
Molecule: messenger RNA, 5302 nt
Organism: Xenopus laevis (African clawed frog)
Lineage: Eukaryota; Metazoa; Chordata; Amphibia; Anura; Pipidae
Source: RefSeq, a predicted model, not a curated record